GUUAUAUACGUGUCGAAGUGGCUUAUAGAUGCGCUCUUCUGCUUUUUUUUUCUAUUCGCCGGUCGAUGAUGUGUAGGUAAAGGUAUCACAGGUUAGGGAUCGGAGAGAGGUACGCGAGUGAGAGAGAAAAAAAGGAAUUCUAGAGGUCAUCGCAACACAAGCAACAGGUUACCCAGUACAACACACGCAUUCGAGUGUGUAGUGUACACUCAUCGUUCGUCCAAGAGUUGGUUGUGGAUUGCCGUUCUUGUUCUUGUUCUUGUUUCGAAGACCGAGGAGAGUUCGAGACUCGUAGUGGAAGUGGUGGAAUCGACGACUACAACACGACGUGAAAAUUUUUUUCACCGAGUUAGUCAGUGAAUGUGUGGCGUGCUCGCGUUGUUCUUGUUAUUGUGUCGUAUCUGUUUUUUAUUGUCGCUGUUAUUGUUGUAUUUCGGUUUUUUCGGCGCGUAGUGCGAGUCGCGAGUCGAUUUUCACACCUGUGAUCGCGUACCUCUUCGUGUUGUUGGAAAUUUCGCGAGCAUUUAUGUAUAUUUAUUCGAUCGAUAGAGGAAAUCGUAGGAUAUUCGAGCUGCGAGUGUUUUCCGGCAGCGAGAUCUGGUCGUGAUGGGUGAAUCUCGUCGUUGAAGUCAACCCCAAGUGUUUGUGUCCGUGUACUUUAUAAUUCGGUGAAUGAAACACCCCGCCUUUGAAUUCAAAUCCCCCUCGAACAAGUGCAAAAUGCCUCUACUGUCGCGCAAUUGUGAUUCCGAUUCGACCCCUAUUUGUCGAUGCCGAGUACUGUACUUGGGCUCGGCCGUACCUCACGUUACCAAAGAUGGUCUGCAAGGAAUACAAGAACCUUUGAGAGAACUGUACCCAGAACAGGGUGCUCACGGUGCUCGAGGUAUCGACUCGUGGCUCAGUGUCUGGAGCAACGGUCUGCUGUUAGAGAACGUCGACGAGAACCAUAAAAAGGUGACCAGGUUCUUCCCCAUCGACUCUCUGCAUUAUUGUGCCGCCGUCCGGUACGUCUUAGUGCCGGAGAAAUCAUCUGUAUCUUCGAGCACCCAACCGAGAUUCUUACCUUUGGAUUCGCCUUUCGCCAGAUCCCCUAAUCCUAACCAUCCUCCUCUAUUCGCCGCCAUCUUGAGACGUACCACCGGCAUCAAGGUGCUGGAAUGUCACGCGUUCAUCUGCAAACGCGAGGUGGCCGCCAACGCCCUCGUAAGGUGUUGCUUCCACGCUUACGCAGAUUCCUCGUACGCCAAACAAAUCGAAAAUGGCGGUUCACUGAUGAAUGGAAAUGGAUUAGGACAUGGAGCUGGUGGAGGCAGUCUGUAUGGAACAUUGUGCAAUGGCCAGCAAUCCUCUUCGAACAGUAUUGAAAAGGUCGAAGGAUGGAGAAGACUGGCCUCGCAGCCGGCCACAGCUGCCGGAAGCACGUUAACUUUAAAUAGUACUCUGCAGCAGCAAUCGCCCAACAACAACCACAAUCAUCAUCACCAUCAAGAAAAUGGUCUCAGCUCGAACAUCGAGCUGUCCAAUUCGGUGGACGAUGUUUCCAUCUACAACGGCGACGAGAACCAUAAAGUUUGGGCUGGAAGUACCAGAGAUCUGUCGGCUGAUCGCGAAGCCCUGUAUGGAGAAUACGGAGCUAGCACAAUGCGCAGCUCCAGAUCUAGCCGACCAAGACAGAUAAUGAACGCUCCUCCACCUCCACCUCCUCCACCGGUCAUCAAAGAAGAAAAAUCAUCCGGCAGCUCGAAGAAAUCCACCAAGGAACGAACCAGACGCAAGAAGCUAUCCGAGGGUAGCCGCGACGACCUUUAUUAUUUCACCAACGGUAACGGCACCGCUAGCACACUCAUGAGAGCCAAUGGAUCACCAGCCAUGAACGGUAUGGGCAAAUCGCCGAGCUCGAUUAGCGGUGGAACCAUAAUGCGAGGAUAUCCAAAAGGUGCCUAUCCUCCACCUCAUCUAAAUGGCAUGUACGCCACUAAUGGCACAAUGCUGCGUCCAGCAGCUUCCCAUAUGAAUGGUUUCCACCCGAUACACGGGCCCCCCGGUCCGCCACCACUGAUGAUGGUACCGACCACGUUACCGCAUCCACCCAGACGCAUAUCUACCGGAUCGUACUCGCAUAAAGGUAAACAUCCGGUAAUGGUACCGAUGCCCAGACACGUCGUACCCCCAUCCAUGAUACCCAUAGCUCCGCAACAAAUGUACGUGCAAACCGGACGUAAAUUAUCCAAACACCAUAUGCCCCCCGCUAUCCCAAUCGCAGCCAUGGAAGAACCCAUCUACAUGCCCUCAGCCAGACCCAUGAGUCCGGUCGCCUCUUACCAGCCGGGCCAUUUCCCCCACGAAGCGUACCUCAUGCAACAGUACGCCACAAUGGAUGCCAAAACAGCGGCCACGUCCAAGAAAAAGAAACACAAGGCGAAAAAAGACUCGUUCGUUGUGCCCAAUGGUAAAGCCCAUCAUGCUCCGGCGUCUCGUCUCGACGACGAAGACGAUCUCGAAGAGGGUGAUUCGGUCUACAACACUGGCAUCUAUAAACGUAAAGGCCAUCUGAACGAAAGAGCAUUCUCGUACUCGAUCCGGCAAGAGCACCGGUCCAGAUCGUACGGAUCUUUGGCUAAUUUGAAAUUCGCUCCUCCGCCCGUUGUACCCAAUGGAGCUAUACCCAUCGAUCAUCACCAUCACCAGGGCGUCAAUAAAGAAGAGAUCAAAAAAGAACGAGAAAUUAUGCAGAUGAUGCAGGAUCUAGAUUUAUCCGGAGAUGAGCUUGAAAGAUCCGAAGUUCCGCCCGGCAUUUACCCUACCAAUAAUAAAAUGAAAGCUGCCAAAGUUCGAAGAUAAAACUCAGCUGUCCGACCUUGUCGUGGUGUCCACAUUUAUGGAGAAUUCUUACCUAUGUUUUUAUUCUUUUUAAGGUGAGUACAAAUUUCCUUCCAAAAAUGAUGGAAUAUGAACUCGCGUGUGAGAAUAAAUUUUAUUUUUCCAUUUACCCUGCCCGAGGAAUCUCGACAUGGCCAACAGCGUUGUUGAUGAAGAAUCUCGUCGACCCAAAGGAGGAAUCACAAUUUCCCUACCGAUCGUAUUUUCUUCAUCGUGUGCAGUAGCCAGAGCCACCUUCCCCCAUAUCUAUGCUAGUCUUUACAUGGUUUCCCUUAUUCUCUCUUUUUCUCUCUAUAUGACGCACAAAAAAGAAAAUCGACGACGAUGUUACGAAGCAUGGCUCGCAAAUUUUACCUUAGUUAUAUUAUACUAUUUAUUCGUAGUAUAUUUGCUGAAAGUUUUUAGAAAAAGAAUUCGUAUGCGUGUGUGUGAGCGUGUGUGUGUGUGUUUGUGCGCAAAAAAGUUACUAUUUUUAUGGAGGUAUCGACUCGUACUUACCCUAAAAUAAUACAUCGUUUAUAUCGGAGGCUGUGUUCAUGAGGUAGUCCAGAGGUAAACUGCAGUAAGUAUGUGUGUUUUCAGGAGGAAUCUGUUGUGUAUAUGCUGAGUUGGUACUUCUUGCAGUAUACAUCUGGAUGACUCUCGUAAUUCGAAUAGUCAACUUAUUUGCGCAUGAUUAUACUAAAUGUAUGCCUGUGUUUGUGUUAGUAUUGUUCGAAUCUUUAUCGCAUAAUUUCUAAGUAAGGUACCAUAGGUAUAGUAGAUUAUGUGUUGAUAUAUUCGUUAAUUUUUUUUUCUAUUUUUUUUUUUUUUUUUUUUUUUUGGUAAUACUAAUACGUUUUUUUUCUUUUUAGAAAUAAUUUUGUAAAAAAAAAAGAUGAGACGUUUAUCUUAAUUUCGAUAUUUUACUUUUACGUGCCAUUUUUUUAAAUUAUUUAUUUUUUCGUCUCGAGCGAUGUGUUUUUUUUUCUAUUUUUUUCCCCUUUAUCGUUUGAAAAUUUUAAGACUUUUUAUCGUAUUAAUUAAGAAUGCGCUAUUCGUUUUUUUAACAAUUUAUUUUUAUGGAAUAUUUACCGUGUAAAUAUACAUGUUUUUACUUUAAUAUGUGAAAUGGUUUCGUUGUUGUUGUUCGUGAUUGAAAUGAUCAGAUUAUCAGAACAUGUGAGAAUCGAUGAUUUUAUACCUAGUCAAACUCGAAUAUUGAUAGCAUUUUUCUUUGAAUUUUACAUGAGAGUAACUUUCUCCAAGUUGGUUAGGAAAUGGAGGAUGGAAGGGAAGGGGGCAAUUAAAAUCUCCUAAAAUGUCAACAAAGUAGGUAUCAGUCUUCUAAAAUUUCUUUAACGCCAAAAAAAAAAAAAAAAAAAAAAAAAACUAAAAA
Molecule: messenger RNA, 4261 nt
Organism: Planococcus citri (citrus mealybug)
Lineage: Eukaryota; Metazoa; Arthropoda; Insecta; Hemiptera; Pseudococcidae
Exons: 3
Coding region: 673-2844 (723 amino acids)
Source: RefSeq, a predicted model, not a curated record